AUGUUGUUUUGUUGUGGCGAUCAGCUGGAUGUGGCAUCGCUGUCCGGUCUGAGCCAGCAGCGGGACGCAGCGGGACGCAGCCCCGGCUCUGCCUGCACACCAGCCCCGGCUCUGCCUGCACACCAGCCCCGGCUCUGCCUGCACACCAGCCCCGGCUCUGCCUGCACACCAGCCCCGGCUCUGCCUGCACACCAGCGCCGACGUGGAGCCGCCGGAGCCGGCGCGUCUCGAUCCAGGAAAUGCGGACUUCUGGCCCUUUCUGCACGGGAUAAGCGGCUGCAGCGGCGCUCGCACACGGGCAGGGCAGGCUGUCACCCUCCAGUCACCCCUCAGUCACCCCUCAGUCACCCUCCAGUCACCCCUCAGUCACCCUCCAGUCACCCCUCCAGUCACCCCUCCAGUCACCCCUCAGUCACCCCUCAGUCACCCUCCAGUCACCCUCCAGUCACCCCUCAGUCACCCCUCAGUCACCCUCCAGUCACCCUCCUGUCACCCCUCAGUCACCCUCCAGUCACCCCUCAGUCACCCCUCAGUCACCCUCCAGUCAUCCCUCAGUCAUCCCUCAGUCACCCCUCAGUCACCCUCAGUCACCCUCCAGUCAUCCCUCCAUCACCCUCCAGUCACCCCUCAGUCACCCCUCAGUCACCCUCAGUCACCCUCAGUCAUCCCUCAGUCACCCUCCAGUCAUCCCUCCAGUCACCCUCCAGUCACCCCUCCAGUCACCCUCCAGUCACCCUCAGUCACCCUCCAGUCAUCCCUCAGUCAUCCCUCAGUCAUCCCUCAGUCACCCUCAGUCACCCUCCAGUCAUCCCUCCAGUCACCCUCCAGUCACCCUCCAUCACCCUCCAGUCACCCCUCAGUCACCCUCUAGUCACCCUCCAGUCACCCUCCAGUCACCCUCCAGUCACCCCUCAGUCACCCUCUAGUCACCCUCCAGUCACCCUCCAGUCACCCUCCAGUCACCCUCCAGUCAUCCCUCAGUCACCCCUCAGUCACCCUCAGUCAUCCCUCAGUCACCCCUCAGUCACCCUCAGUCACCCUCAGUCAUCCCUCAGUCACCCCUCAGUCACCCCUCAGUCACCCUCAGUCAUCCCUCAGUCACCCUCAGUCACCCUCAGUCACCCUCAGUCACCCUCAGUCAUCCCUCAGUCACCCUCCAAUCACCCUCCAGUCAUCCCUCAGUCACCCCUCAGUCACCCUCAGUCAUCCCUCAGUCACCCCUCAGUCACCCUCCAGUCACCCUCCAGUCACCCCUCUAUUCACCCCUCAGUCACCCCUCAGUCACCCUCAGUCAUCCCUCAGUCACCCUCAGUCACCCUCAGUCACCCUCAGUCACCCUCAGUCAUCCCUCAGUCACCCUCAGUCAUCCCUCAGUCACCCUCCAAUCACCCUCCAGUCACCCCUCUAUUCACCCCUCAGUCACCCCUCUAUUCACCCCUCAGUCACCCCUCAGUCAUCCCUCAGUCACCCUCAGUCACCCUCAGUCAUCCCUCAGUCACCCUCCAGUCACCCUCCAGUCAUCCCUCAGUCAUCCCUCAGUCACCCCUCAGUCACCCUCAUGCCUGUGAAGCGUCUCUGAGGGGGAAGACCAGACUGCUCUGUCAGAAGCUCGUGAAAGCCCUCUCUGCCGGCUCGUGCCUCGGGGGUAAGGUGAGCCCGGUGCAUCCCGCGCAGAGCCGAGAGGGCAUGAGUGAGGGCUCUGAACCAUCAGCGAUCUGA
This is a messenger RNA of Cololabis saira (Pacific saury), 1719 nucleotides long. RefSeq names its product DNA-directed RNA polymerase II subunit RPB1-like. NCBI's taxonomy places the organism in Eukaryota, Metazoa, Chordata, Actinopteri, Beloniformes, Belonidae. The record is from RefSeq and is a predicted model, not a curated record. The coding region runs from base 1 to 1719 and encodes 572 amino acids. The transcript is spliced from 7 exons.